GGGGCCGGAGGCCGGGGCCGCGCCGGACGCAGGGUUCAGUGAAAACCCCUUAGUGACUUGACAUGUUUCAAGUGACGUAAAAGUUAGCCAAUGGCGUGGCGAGAUGGAUUCCCCGAAGACUGGAAAUGGUUUGCCAGUGAUUGGACAAGGGACUGGGAUAGGGAAAUCUGCCCUCCACGUGGUGGGGUCUUUGGGAAAAGCUUAUGAUUCAGCUAAAAUUAUAUCAGAGUGUUGCCCAGCCUGCAAAGAGAAGGGGCAGCUAAAAACCUUAAGAACAUAUCAGAUUAAUUUUCAAGAAUCUAUCGUUUUGUGUGAAAAUCCCCAGUGCAUCUAUCCUUUAGGCUAUAAACCAUUAAAUAAGAUUCUGAUUUCCUCGGACCUGGGAAGCCUCCAGUCUCAAACCAACCAGUCAAAAAGGAAGCUCUCGGAAACCUGCCUUCUAAUUCCAUCCAUUGAACCCCCUUCCAAAAAGGCCAAGAGCCACCCCUCGAUCGGCGGAGACCAGACGUCGGACAGCCAUCCGCCGCCGAAUCACAAUGGUUACCGUCCGUGUACGACUCCCCCCUGCGUCCCCAUCCUCCCGCCGAAGAACCAGGGAAGCCCAGUUAGCCCGGCCGAGUCCCCGGGACCACGCGGAGCCGAAGAAGCCAAUCGGGCCAUGCGGUCACCUCCAGGACCUUCCCUCGCGACAGCCGGAUCACCCACCGCACUCCCUCCGAAAGCAGAAGCAUCGUCAACCCAACUGGAGCUACCACGGCCGAACAAAAGCCCGACGUCCGCAGAGCCCCCGUGCCUUCAGUGGAAGAACGUAUUCGCUCUCUGUUGGCUAGACUGCAUCCUGUCGGCGCUGGUGCAUUUGGAGAAGGUCAGAGAUGCAGUGACGGGACAGGGCCCGGAGCAGAGCCCAGUGUUCCAGGAGCUGUUCGCACGGUACGGUCAAGCGAACGCGCUCGCGUCCGCCUGCCAGUGGACUGGGCCGGAAGACGCAGGUUUGCCAAACAUGUCUUCAGAUCUUCUUUCAAAGGCAGAGGUUCACCUGGAUGAAGUCAGAAAGAACAUUUUCGCUCGUCUUCAACCCCACCUUGGGUGUCAGUUGGGUAAGAUGGAAAGUCCGGUGUUUGCGUUUCCUUGGAUCUUAAAGAUGGAGCCUCUUAUUGAAAAGCUAUUUCUGUCAUCAUUUUCUUGGAACUUUGACUGUUUGCAGUGCGGGAACAAAUACCAGCAGAGGUGUGUGAAGAGCCUAGCCACCUUUACAAAUGUCAUUCCCGAAUGGCACCCACUUAACGCCGUCCACAUCGGGCCGUGUAAUCGCUGCCAGGAUAAAUCUCAAAGAAGAAAAAUGGUGUUGGAAGAGGUCUCCUCAGUGUUCAUGCUGCACUUUGUAGAAGGCUUGCCCUCCAGCGACCUGCAGCUCUACUCGUUUCAAUUUGAAGGCUCUUUCUACCAAAUAACCUGCGUAAUUCAGUACCAAGUGUUCAAAAAGCAUUUCGUAACGUGGACCUCCAAUUCCGACGGAACUUGGCUCGAGUGCGACGACUUAAAUGGCCCGUAUUGCGAACGGCACCUCAGGUUCGGCGUUCCCGCCUCCGAGGCGCACAUCGUCAUCUGGGAAAGUAGAGCCCACCGUGCGGCGGAUCCACCCCCUGUCCCGCCGGCCCCCGGAGGGGCCUCAGCCGGGAAUGCCGGUGCGGAGAGUCGCGGCGACUCGGCCUCGGGCCGGGAGAGCGACUCGGCGGCAGCCGGGGCCCCGCCUCUCCUUCCCAGCGCGGACGCCCCCGGACCUCCGGCCGGCAGCCCCCAGGGCGCGGCCCGGGAGCCGGAGAACGAUUGGCUGUCCGGCCUGGAGGGUUUGGCGGACACCGACGUCAUAACUCUGAACCUCGUCGAGAUCCAAGUGGAUUCGGAAGGCAAUCCGUCGGCCGGCGAUUCCGGUGGCCCCGCCGGGAUCUCCCGGGGCCCAGGAGCCAGUUCGCCCCCACCUACCCACCCGGGAGCACUCACGGACGCAAACCCACCUCUGGGCGUCUGCACGCCGCCUCGGGUGGCUGUUGCAUGCCCGUCGCCGGGGCAAUUCAACCCCCCAGGCGCCGCCCCUCCCGAUGGCGACGUCCUCUCGCUCAGCCCUCCGCCGGCACAAAUCCCGGCUCCGGAGGCCGGGGAGACCCGGUCCGCGUCCCCCCCGGCCGGCCCGGGGCGGGACGCGGGAGUCGUCCCGGCCCCCGCCGGACCCAGGACCGCGCCGAGGGAGUCCCUCUCCAAGAAGAGAAUCGACCUCACGGCGGGUUCCCGGGCCCCGGCCUUGAAGCCCCCCAGCAGCCCCACGCAGUCCCAGCCCCUCAAGGAGCAGAAGAAAGCGUUCGUCGGAAGUUGGGUCAAAAGCAUGCUCACCCGGACGCCUUCUUUCAUGCCUUCUUGUGCCUCGGCCCGGCCCAAGGAGAGAAGCGGCAGGAAGAACUCUUUGCAGAAGGUGACGGACUUACACCUUCCAGUUAAAGGGGCGAGUAAUUUCGGUGGCUUUAUCGCCAGAGGCGUAAGGCGCGAUCCCCCAGAGACGGUCAAGAAAACCCCCCCGUCGGCAGGCCACCCGCCGCCCGGGGUCGAUCCCCUCUCCCGCGUCACCUCGGCUCCUCCGCCCACGGGCCGUGACGAUCCGCCGGCCGGAAGAGACCUUCAGCCCGUCGCCGGCGGGACUCCCCCUAAACCCGGCUACAACGGAAACGCCCGUCAGCCCUCCCCGGGGGCCCUCAGAGACCCCGCCGAGAACAAGACGCACAAGCUCCGCCUGAAGCUGCUCAAGAAACUGAAGGCGAAGAAGGACCGACUGGCCUCGCUGGAUCGGUUGGCGGAGGCUCAGCAGACAGGCGGGAAGCCCCCGGGCGAGACGCCCGGCCCCCCGCCCCAGCCGGGCCCCCGGGAGGGGGGCGGCGAAUCGCUCCAAGACCUGUUAGAAGAACUGCAGCUCCAGAUCAACGUAGCCGACCGCCGCCCCGUGGCUUCCGACCCCUCUCCGGCCGGCGGCCUCGAGCACGAAGAAUUCCUCGCCCGGCUGCUGUCUCCCGCCCCAACGACCGCCGCCUUCCCGGAGCCCCCGAGAGCCGGCGAGGGCGACUGCGGGUAUUUGGAGAUGGGGGGCAGACGGACCCCCGCACCGUUGCCCGCCGACCAGGCCGGGGCCCGGGACACCCCGGAUCCGAGCGGGGACCACAGCUACUACAGUCCCGUGAAGGGAAGCCAACCGGGCGUUCACGCGGGCUCGCCAGCCAGCGGUUAUCGUGGGAGGACGGUGAACCCGGACAGCCCCUUCAAAGCCGAUAUCCUCGAAGAUUUUUUUACCACGUCGACGUUAAAUUCCCUAGCGAGCGACCCGGAAGACUUACCCCACUUCGACGACUAUCUCUUUGAAAACUGUUGAACGAUUCCCUCCUGUCGCGUUGGCGUUUUCGCUUUCCGACCGUGCGCUAUUAAAUUAUAUUUUUUUUAAUAUAGUUUCUCUCACGCCGGACGACGGCGAGCGUGAAGCUCUAGUUCACGUAAUCUCUGUGGUCCGAGGGGGUUGCGCUGAAACCGGGGGAAGAACUGGUCUAAGGAGCCAAACUCAAGUCAUUCGUUCAGCCGUAUCCGUCGAGCGAUUCCCGCGUGCGGAGCACUGCACUGAGCACUUGGGAGAGUACGAUCCUGUGCGGGUCCAGGUUGUGAAAUAGCAAGAGAAAGGGGCUUUCUAUUAAAAAAGGGAAACGUCG
This is a messenger RNA of Ornithorhynchus anatinus (platypus), 3740 nucleotides long. It is a transcript of the gene USPL1, whose product is annotated as ubiquitin specific peptidase like 1. Gene Ontology annotation, biological process: protein desumoylation; Cajal body organization. The transcript has 9 exons. The coding region runs from base 104 to 3412 and encodes 1102 amino acids. NCBI's taxonomy places the organism in Eukaryota, Metazoa, Chordata, Mammalia, Monotremata, Ornithorhynchidae. Gene Ontology annotation, cellular component: Cajal body. Gene Ontology annotation, molecular function: SUMO binding. The record is from RefSeq and is a predicted model, not a curated record.